Messenger RNA from Brenthis ino (lesser marbled fritillary), 2190 nucleotides. The record is from the annotation of a GenBank genome assembly. Lineage: Eukaryota; Metazoa; Arthropoda; Insecta; Lepidoptera; Nymphalidae.
AUGUCUACAGGUUGCGAGAAUUCAGUCGGAAUUCUUAAGAGCAGCUUUUCGUUGUCUUCGCUGCGAUCUGCGCAGGCACCACCAAGUGGCGCCGGUGACCAGCUCGAGCGGCAUUACCACAGCCUUCCUAAAACGUUGGCGCAAGCCCUCCGCGUGAUAAAACUAACUGCACUCGUCGCCUCCUGGCUACUUCUAACCGUGUCGUUACUUCUUAACCGAGAGAAGAACGACGUUGUACUUCACACAGCAAUCGAUACUGGAGAAAUUAAAGAGUAUUUCCUGAUAUCAUCUGAGAAUGAGUUCACAGUCUCUAUCUCUAUGUCUGGACCAUUUGCCGACGCCGAUAUCAAUGACACUACCAACUUCCUUCGACUUUGGCUUCAUAGGAGUUCUGAUGAUGAACAGGACUCAACUCCAUGGACCAUCUCCCUACAGCCUGAUGACGUCAUCGACUUCUCCCCCAGCGGAGCAGAGUCUAAAACUUUAUUUCUACAGAAACAGUCUUUAAGCUCACAAGUUAUCAAAAAUACAACUGGUGUCAACUCAACAAGUAGUUCUGAUUUCACAGAAAAUAAAAAUGAUAGCUCUAUAUAUCUUCGUAUGGACACUACAAGUAACAAAACCGUGCCACUAACAGUCAGCUACCAGCUCGACCCACUUUCCGAAGAAGAUGGGAUAAUUUAUGCGGUCAUUCUGCUAUGCAUUUUAUACAUUUUGAUUAUAUUCGAAAUAGUGAACAGGACAAUAGCUGCACUCCUCUCCUCAUCCCUUGGACUGGCAGUUCUUUCACUAAGUGGAGCCAGACCCUCCCUGCCUGAGCUGGUAUCCUGGCUGGAUGUGGAAACCCUGCUGCUACUCUUCAGCAUGAUGAUCCUUGUUGCUAUACUGGCGGAAACUGGCCUAUUUGAUUAUUUAGCGGUCGUGGCUUUUGAGGUCACAGGAGGUAGAACGUGGCCUCUCAUCAACACGCUAUGUUUCUUUACGGCAAUAUUUUCAACUUUCUUAGACAAUGUUACUACGGUCCUUCUAAUGACACCGGUUACUAUACGAUUAUGCGAAGUGAUGCAACUAAAUCCUGUGCCGGUUUUGAUGUCGAUGGUGAUAUUCAGUAACGUGGGGGGAGCGGCGACCCCCGUGGGGGAUCCCCCUAACGUUAUCAUUGCUAGUCAUCCCUCAAUUUUACAUGCCAAUAUAAACUUCACGUCGUUCACUCUCCACAUGGGUUUGGGUAUUUUGUUAGUUUGCGUACAGACGUACAUACAACUAAGAUUUAUGUUUCGAGAUAUGAACAAAUUGAGGCAUAGCGUUCCCAGAGAUAUUGUUGAGAUGCGUCAAGAGAUAGGGGUUUGGAAGAGAGCAGCAGCAUCCCUCUCAUCUUACUCCCGAGAUGAAGAUAUAGUGCGGCGGGCGUUGGAAAAGAAGGUACAAAGAUUGCAAACUACACUUCUGAAACGCGAGGCCGGAAAUGGAAAAUCGAAAACCGAUCCACUGUUCUGUUCGACAUUGGCCCAAAUGAAACAAAAGUACCAAAUAAGAGAUAAACAAUUGUUAAUAAAAUCUACAAUCUGCGUCGCUUUUGUGGUGAUAGUUUUCUUCCUCCACGCCAUUCCUGAAUUACAAAGCUUGUCCCUGGGUUGGACAGCUCUGCUGGGUGCUUUACUUCUCCUACUGCUAGCAGAGAGAGAUGACCUGGAGCCGGUUUUGGCAAGAGUAGAGUGGUCCACUCUACUCUUCUUCGCGGCUUUAUUCGUUUUGAUGGAGGUGCUAUCAAAACUUGGUCUCAUCGCUUGGAUUGGCAACCUCACUGAAUCUCUCAUACUGAAAGUUGGAGAAGAAUCCAGACUUACUGUUGCACUUAUGCUUAUUUUAUGGGUGUCAGGUCUAGCCUCAGCAUUCGUAGAUAACAUUCCGCUAACAACGAUGAUGGUGAGAGUGGUGGGAGCGUUGGCAAGUUCUCUAGGGCUUCCGCUACCACCACUCGCGUGGGCUUUGAGCUUUGGUGCUUGUCUUGGUGGUAACGGUACUUUAAUAGGGGCAAGCGCAAACGUAGUGUGCGCAGGAGUAGCAGAACAGCACGGCUAUAGAUUCACUUUCAUGCAAUUUUUAAAAAUCGGUUUUCCAAUCAUGAUUGGCAAUCUAAUUGUCGCUUCCAUAUAUUUAUUGUUCUGUCACAGCCUUUUGGCUUGGCAU